AUGCCUUCGUCAGGUCCACCGGAGCCGGUGGACGGCGACCGGCUGCAGAAACGCCUGCGGCAUGUCACCGGAGCUGCGGACGGCAGCUGCAGAGGCCCCCGCAGCGUCCCGCUGUUGCUUGGGGUGGUGAAAUGGCUAGAGCCAGCCUGGAUACCAUCUCAUGGCAUUUUUCAACCUCACCCCUCUGACACUUCAACUUUCAUCUUAAUGGGCAUCCCUGGCCUAAAAGCUUCCCAUGUCCUGAUUUCCAUCCCUUUCUCUAUGUUCUACAUUAUGGGCCUGUUGGGAAAUUUCACUGUUCUGAUUGCUGUAGGGAAAGAGAAGUCCCUGCAUAAGCCGAUGUACCUGCUGAUCUGCAAGCUGGCACUCACAGACAUUGGCCUGUCUACCUCUGUCAUGCCAAAAGCACUGUGUAUAUUUUGGUUCAAUUUGAAAGGCAUUACGGUGGGUGGCUGCCUCACCCAGAUGUUCUUCCUUCAUGCGGUUUCUGUUAUGCACUCAGCCAUCCUUGUGACAAUGGCCUUCGAUCGCUGUGUUCCCAUAUGUAACCCCCUGAGAUACACCACCAUCCUCACCAACGCACGAAUAGCUAAGUUAGGGCUAGUGGGUUUGAUAAGAGCUGUUGUCUUCAUUCUGCCUGCGCUCCUGCUCCUGAGAGGGCAUCCAUUCUGUUCCAACCAUAUUAUCCCCCAUACGUACUGCAACCACAUGGCUGUGGUGAAGAUGUCAUGUGGUGAUAUCACAGUCAACAGGACAUACAGCUUGGUGAUAUUGUUUGUAGUCAUUGGGUUAGACCUGACACUCAUUGCCCUCUCCUAUGGUCUGGUCAUUAAGGCUGUCUUCAGAAUCUCCCAUAAGGAAGCCCACCACAAAGCCCUCAACACCUGCACAGCCCACAUCUGUGUGAUGCUGACCUCUUAUACUCCCUUGCUCUUCUCCAGUCUCACACACAGGUUCGGUCAGGGCAUCGCUUCCCAUGUUCACACCAUCUUGGCCAACCUCUAUUUUCUCAUCCCCUCCAUGCUGAAUCCUAUUAUUUAUGGGGCCAAAACCAAAGAGCUUCGUGACAAAGUAGUCAAGUACAUCUGCAGAAUGUAA
This is a messenger RNA of Chelonoidis abingdonii (Abingdon island giant tortoise), 1098 nucleotides long. NCBI's taxonomy places the organism in Eukaryota, Metazoa, Chordata, Testudines, Testudinidae. The record is from RefSeq and is a predicted model, not a curated record.